Messenger RNA from Teleopsis dalmanni, 1513 nucleotides. RefSeq names its product putative mediator of RNA polymerase II transcription subunit 26 (gene Hph). The record is from RefSeq and is a predicted model, not a curated record. NCBI's taxonomy places the organism in Eukaryota, Metazoa, Arthropoda, Insecta, Diptera, Diopsidae.
CUGCAUGUAACAUAAAAUCUAUCUACAGAAAUUCAUUUUGAACUGCGGCAUUACUUUUCAAUAACUGACAUGUGGCAUCUCAAUAUGUUUAUCGAGUCUCGAUGAAAUUAUUAUUUUUGACAGUUGGAACAGAGCAUUUCACCCUUUAGAGCUGUCAAAAUAGUUUCCCAGCAAUAUUUCGAGAAAGUUACUUGUUUUAUUAUUAAUUAAUUGAAUUUUUACCUAGUACGGUUAUCGGUAAAUAAUUGAAAUAGAUUUAUAUGAGACGUAUAAAGUGUGUGAAAAGAUUGUUGCCUUUUUUGAAUCGAAAGCUUGCGAAAAUACGUUCAAUACAAUUUUGCAUUAUUUAAACAAAACUAAAAUAGCACAGCAACAACAAAAACGCACAACGACAAGAAAUUUCGAUUUGUUGUUGUUAUUUACAUUGUUUUGUAGAAAUGAAAACGAUUAGCAACGUAGCGUCGUGCUUAACAACAACAACAAAAUCUGCACCAAAACAAAGUGGCCUACGUGAUUAACAAAAAACAGAAAAAAACAACAAAAUAAUGAGAAAAGCAAACAAAAAUUGACAAGCACUGCGGAAAUUAACUGAGUAUCAACUGUAAAGUUUAAUAGCUUUGACAGUGUUAUCAACCUGCCCCUCACCACUUGCAACAAUAAAAGUGUGAAAACAGCUGCAAUAAUUACAACAACAACAACAACAACAACAACAGCUACUACUACUACAGCAAAGUUAGUGAGCAAGUCCACACUAAUCUGACUGACCGCUUCCACUUCAAGGUUAAAGUCGUAAGUACGAAAAAAAAAAUAUGACAAAUGCAUAAGAGGGCAGUACAAGGACAAAACAAAAAACGACUACCUUAUACCUUAUUGACACACAAAUUAAAUAUAAAAUAUAACUAAAAGAAAAAAAGAAAAUAUGGAAACACAUAUAAUGACACAACAAAGUCAACACCGAAUGCCGGCACCUCCAUGUUGCGCCAUUUGUGGCACACAAGAUCAAUUGUUGCGUUGUGCCAAAUGUAAGACUGUUUACUAUUGCUGCACAGGGCAUCAGCACAUAGACUGGCCAUCCCAUAAGCAGGAUUGCCGCUUAUUGGCUAGGCAGCGUAAUAACAGCAGAAUGCAGCAACUGCAACAAGCUGUUGCUGCCGCUAAUUUGAACAGCAUAGAGCAAUCGUUCACAAAUCCUGUGAACUAUAACAAUGCUGGCCUGAUGAGUACGAAUGUUGUACAAUCAGGUAUACUAAGUGCUGUUCAACCGCCGUCUGUGAUUGUAAGUACAACUGAAAGUGAAUUUAUGAAUGGUCAAGCGCAGUCUGUCAUGCAUCGCAACAAUGGGUUCUAUGGUAACUUAGAGGCUAAUUCCACGACAGCCGACCAGUUACGCUUAAAUCCUGAUGGACAUUUAAAUGAUGAAAAUAAAGUGCUGGCACAACAAAAUCAUCAGUUGCAACAACCACAGUUCCAACAUCAAGAGCCACAACAACAACAACAAAUGCAACAGCAACAA